Colossoma macropomum (tambaqui) is the source of this 3375-nucleotide messenger RNA. It is a transcript of the gene rps6kl1, whose product is annotated as ribosomal protein S6 kinase-like 1. Gene Ontology annotation, molecular function: ATP binding; protein kinase activity. NCBI's taxonomy places the organism in Eukaryota, Metazoa, Chordata, Actinopteri, Characiformes, Serrasalmidae. The transcript is spliced from 12 exons. Bases 527 to 2758 code for a protein of 743 amino acids. Gene Ontology annotation, biological process: protein phosphorylation. The record is from RefSeq and is a predicted model, not a curated record.
ACACACAUGCAUUUCAGCCGUUAAAGGUCCUUAACGUGUAAAGGCGAUGCUGCUUCUGUUUACUGUGUGCGCAGUAGCGUGAGGCGCGCUGGAGGCUGGAAGGCAGGAAGGCUGUUCGGGUGUCAGACUGGGUUCAGACUGGCGCGGUGGGAUGGUUGGAAAUGGCUGACUGAUGAUGGGCCGUGUUGCAUGUGCUGGACUGGAUGUGUGGAUGUGAUCUCUGAGCUGGGAUGGAGGCUGCACUGCAGUCCCCUCCCUCUGCACAGGCUUCAUCAUGUGGCUGUUGCAAAGUGGAGCGUGAGCAGAGAGAGGCAUUUAAUGACUGCACUCCAGCAUGACUUCCUUUUGUGAUGGAGUUCAGGGACAAAGACGGGGAAUUGCUGUGAGGGAGCUACCCAUGGAGCAGUGCUGUGUGAAGAGGCUGGUGGAGGAGUGAUUCCACCUCAGCCAUGUGGUCAUUCCUAAGAGGACUUCCCUCCGUCAUAUCUUCCAGUUCUCUGUGGACUCUGGUUCUCUGAGGGCAAUCAUGGCUAAAAGAGACUACUUGGUGGAUGCAGCCAAGCAGAUCCGCAUGGCCCUGGACAGGGAGGUCAACGAGGACUACGAGGCUGCGUUCAGCUACUACAAGAACGGUGUGGACCUGCUGCUAAAUGGAGUUCAAGUGGAUCCGAACAAGGAGAGGCGGGAGGCUGUGAAGCGGAAGACCACUCAGUAUCUGAAGAGAGCCGAGGAGAUCUUCAACUCUCAUCUACUGAAUAAUCUCAGCAAGGGCACCACACAGUUAGGGGGUUACAGCAGCCUAAGAUUCAGGUCAAUCAGACAUCUCAGCUCACCAGUGGAGGAUCUGGAGAUGUGCAAAGUCGUGGGGGUUAUUGAUAAGGUUCUGACUGUUCAAAACCUGAUUAGCAAGGAGACAUUUGUGAUUAAGAGCCUGCCUAAGUCCAGCUGGGAGAGUCGAGACCGUCCCACCAUCAUUCCUCAGGGGGUUCCUUUCAUGGUGAAGUUACUGAGGUACUACAUCAGUGAGGACUCAGUGUUCCUGCAUUUAGAACAUGUUCAAGGUAGUAGACUCUUCUCCAAACUGCACAAGAUCAGAAGUAAGGUAGCCAGAGAACAUCCAGACUGCUUCAGUCCUCACCAGCACAAGAUCCAGCUAAAAAACAGCUACACUUCCCCUGCUCUCAGCCAGCUCUACCACCUGAAUGGAGGGGAUAAUCACAGGAUACCUGCAGUUCUUGAAAUGGAGAAUUUGGAUAGUCCAGACACAGACUCACUGGCAUCUUGGAAUGAGACCCAGCAUCAGCUAGAGAGCUGUGGAACUCAUUCCUACUGUGAGGAGACAGGAUGUCUGCAGAAUUCCAGAUUUGACAAGGUUGGAUUCCAGCAAAGUAAAUCCUCAAACUCUGGUGCAAUAAGGACAGAUUCUCUUUCCUGUGUUGGUCCAGCUAAUCGCCUCGCUUCUCAGGACAGUUUGCCCCUUCCUGUUCAGCCCUGUGUAAUAGUGGACACUCGAGAUCCGCUCAGCGUCACCUCUGAUCUUUUAGGAAAUGAUGUCCGCAUUGAGUGGGUUGACUCCAGCGUGGAUUUUGACAAAGCCUGGAAUGCUGCUGAACUUGCUCAGGACUACAGGGGUUUAACAGCUACAGGGUCAAAUUCAGAUAUUCUAGGAAUCAACAGUGUACCUCAGAUCACUCUGAGCUCCUUAUUUGGAGGGGACACACCGCCAACCCUCUGUAGCACUGUCAAUGUCCUUCCGCAGAAAGUUCGUAUAGUCCCCAAUACCCUGCAUUUACCCCUGCAGAGCCAAAAGCAUGAGGACAUUACUCAUGGACAAAGUGUUUGUAACUCAGAAACUGUCAUGAACACUGAAAGCUCCCAGUUUGUGGCAAGCUUGAGCUCAGGAAAUUCUCAGCCAUGCACAGUAUCUCCAAAGGAACAAAAACUUGAAAGACCUGUAAGUUUCUCUGUAGACUUCAUGAAAAUGGCUCCUUGGUUGAAGAAUGUAAGUAAGGAUGGAGUGAAGGAGGUGCAGAGAGAAUGUGUGGAAGUUGGAGAGGAGAGUUGGGAAGUCCUCAGUCCUCUGUGUAGAAAGGAUCCUCAGUCCAGUCCUCCUGCCACCAACACUGGCAGCUCUUCUCAUGGGCAGACUGGACCAGAGGGACCACAUGUUGAGCAGAUCAUAGAGGCUGAUGGCCUUCAUCACCAGCCCCAGUCUGGAGCCAGGAGCUUCAGAACCAAGACCCAACCAAGAUGGGGCCUCCCUGAGGGAGAGGUGCGAAUGUGGGGUGCUCAGAUCCUGCUGGCCCUCGAGAACCUUCAUGAGCAAGGCAUUGUGUGCCAGGAUCUCAACCCCAGGAACAUCCUGCUCAACUGCAAUGGAAAGGUGUGCCUGACAUACUUUGGACAGUGGACAGAAGUUCAGCCUGAAAUUAGCCCUAAAGCUGUAGAGCAAAUGUACUGUGCACCAGAAAUUGGGGGUGUAUCCAAAAUCACAGAAGCCUGUGACUGGUGGAGUCUGGGAGCUUUACUGUUUGAACUUCUUACUGGAACGCCUCUCUGGCAGUGCCAUCCCACAGGAGUGCAUCCACAUACACAACUUCUCAUUCCAGACCACUUGAGCACGGCAGCUGCCUCCCUACUCACAGAGCUCCUUCAGUAUGACGCUGGCUGUCGACUGGGCUCAGGAGGUGGAGGAGUGAGUGAUAUUAAGUGUCAUCCCUUCUUUAACUCUAUCCUUUGGCACACACUGGACAGUUAAUGGACAAGGAGGUGGACAUGUGACCUCCUUCACCUAACACAGUACCUGCAUGCCUUCAAAACAUUAGAGACUGUUGGAUAAACUGUGUCCAGUGGUUUGCGAGAUGGCUUACCUCAUGAAUGCAUCUCUGCUGCCCCCUGGUGGAGUACAACAGAUGGAGCAUCAGUAUUCCCCUGCCAGCGCCUCUAACUGCAAACCAGAAAAUUAUCAGCUGACUACACUGAGCUUCCAGUUUAUAAGGUGCACCUUCCUUGUACCCACAGUAAGAAGCCAUUUUAUUAGGUACAGCUACCAUAAGCAAGUGCUUCACAUGUAUACAGUUACUGACUGUAGCCCAUCUGUUGCUGUUCAAGAUUCUUGACCAGCAUAGGACCACCCUUGACCAGAUAUUAUUACAGUGGUGGACCGUUCUCAGCACAGCAGUGACACUGUAAUCUUGGUAGUGCAUAUUGCUCACUUUAUUAGACAUGCCUACUCUCUAGGUCCACCUUGCUGGUAUGUGGUUAGAGCUGGGGUGUUCAAAAUGUACUGUACUUAAAAGGGAAUGCCAGCAAUUUUUAAAAAUUUUCUGAAAAAUUAGAUAUAAGCAAACUCAUUCAGAGUGGUUUGAUGCAAAA